CGUCAGAGAAAAAAAAACAACCCGCACAUUCACCUGCAUUAUCUCCUCCACCGCUGCCGGCCUCCCGAGCCCAACCUCGUCGCCCCGGCCUCCGGCAGCUCACCGCCGGCCUCCUCCCCGGCAGCUAUGCUGCCAGGAUGCUCCCCUACUGGCCUCCCCUCCGCCCUCAAUCGCCCUCUCCACGAACCGCUCCCCCAACAACCACGCUGUGGUGGCAGGAAAUACAUGUUCUUUCUACAGAAAAAUGUUGCCAUCCCCAUUGUAACCACAGCAGCUGCACCAGGCAAAGGUGGUGGCGUGCUUGAUCGACCAGCAGAGAAAGUCUCUCCUGGCCGCCAAUCUGAAUUCGAUAAGAAGAAAUCCCGGAAGAUGUCACCUCCAUUCCGCGUCGUCCUGCAUAAUGACAACGAAAACAGGCGGGAGUACGUUGUCCAAGUCCUGAUGAAGGUUAUCCCUGGGAUGACUGUCGACAAUGCUGUUAAUAUCAUGCAAGAGGCACACGUGAAUGGGAUGGCAGUAGUUAUUGUCUGCUCGCAGCCGGAAGCGGAGGAGCACUGCACGGCGCUGAGGGGCAAUGGCCUCCGAAGCUCAAUUGAACCUGCAAGUGGUGGCUGCUGAAAAAAAGGUUUCUUUUUUGCCACUUAGUUUGUAGGUGCCACUGCACAUCCAGAUACAGGCGCUCGUUGUUAAAGAUGGACAUGGUUACCUCUAUGGUUCUAAAUCAAAGCCAAUGCAACCGAUAUAUCAGUUUGGGGGUUUACCGACAUAGAUAUAACCUAUCAUUUUGUAAAUAUCAUUUUUACACAUAUCAUCCCAUAUAGACCGAAAUAUCGACCAAUGUGGCUGAUAUCGCACCCUAUAUGUCCACUAAUAUAGACAGAUAGCUAGAUGUCAACAUUUCUAUCUCAGAGAAUAGUGAAAUUAAGAUUAUGUAUUCACAACUUCAU
This is a messenger RNA of Hordeum vulgare subsp. vulgare (domesticated barley), 947 nucleotides long. Its product is annotated as ATP-dependent Clp protease adapter protein CLPS1, chloroplastic. Lineage: Eukaryota; Viridiplantae; Streptophyta; Magnoliopsida; Poales; Poaceae. Bases 127 to 618 code for a protein of 163 amino acids. The record is from RefSeq and is a predicted model, not a curated record. Gene Ontology annotation, biological process: proteolysis; protein catabolic process. The transcript is spliced from 3 exons.